AUGCCGGGCCAUGCACUGCUACUGCGCGCCCGGUUGUCCACCCGCUGUCACCAGCUCGAGGCCCGAGGUCAAGCAACUGUGCGCCCGUCCCCUGCGCACCACCGAGUUCGACACGUCGACUCGCGCGUCAAGACCCCGACUGGAGGUCUUGCCUCAGCGCGGACGAUUCACGAGCAACUCGUCUGCAAGCCUGACGAGCGAGUCGCCCCCACGCGUGCAAGAGCAAGCACGGACGACGCCCCGCAGGCUGUGCAGACGAACAGCGCAUCUCGCGCCUGCAAGACCGCUCCACAAGACGCGUCGACGCGCGCACCAAAGUCCCCGGAGGAUGCCUCGGCCAACUCGAAGACGAGCCACCGCGAAGAGAGGAGCAGAGAGGCCGAUAGAGAGGAGAAGCAAGGGCCGACCGCGGUGAGUACCCCUGCCUGCCGCCCUCCUCCAUCCUUCCAUCCACACCCACGCUACGCGCCCUCGACCUCCCCCUCUCCCCUUCCUCGUCCAGCACACUCGCCGCUGCUCGACGACCUCCUGCGCUACUCUCGUCCGUCGGCCUCCACUCGUCUGUCACCCGCUCCUUUGCCCGCAAUUUCGCCGCUUAUCUCUCGCCCCGACCUCUCAGCAGCCCAUGGAAGAGCACGCGCGGGCGAACCUCAAGAAUCCCGAGCAGUGCGUAGCCACCGCGCGCCCGGUAUCCACCCCGCCGCUACGAGCCUGCCACGCGAAGACUUGCAAGCCCUAGUCCGCGCGCAUCCCGCUAGUGAGACGGCUGCUGCCGAACGGGCGGUGCUCGCGCGCGCACGUAGGCCCCGACAGGAGGUCCUACCCAUAGCGCAAACGAUUCACGCGCAGUCCAUCUGCAAGUCCGACGAACGAGUCGUCCCGCCCUCCGCGCGCGAGCGGGACCCGCUGCUCGACCCCUCUUCCGCGUCCCCGUCUCAAGGUCCUCCCGGCUGGUGUGCGCCCUCGCACCGCCCUCGUUCGUUCGCAUCGCAGCCUGUGGGCGGCUGGAGUUUCUCCACGCUCCCAUCCGACCCGUCCAUGCCUCCUCUCCACGCUCUCUCGCUUGCGCCUCCGUCUUCUACGUCGUGCCCCCGUCUCUCGACGACUCAUGGCACUCCCGGCACUAACGACUUGCUAGAAGAGCACCGGGCCGUGCGCUGCUACCGCGCGCCCGGCAGCCCUUCAGUUUCAAGCCUAGCUGUAGCCGCAAGCUCGCCACCCGUCGAAGACGAGCAAGCCGUGCCGGCUCGCACAAUGGGACUCAAGAACGAGGCCCCGCCCAUCGCUAGGACAAGGCAACGAGCAGGUUCGACUGAGGGGCAGCCCUGCACGAGCAGGCUAGGCCAGGAGACUGGGAGAAGGGAACUAUGA
Messenger RNA from Fomitopsis serialis, 1371 nucleotides. RefSeq lists its product as uncharacterized. The coding region runs from base 1 to 1371 and encodes 456 amino acids. NCBI's taxonomy places the organism in Eukaryota, Fungi, Basidiomycota, Agaricomycetes, Polyporales, Fomitopsidaceae. The transcript is spliced from 2 exons. The record is from RefSeq and is a predicted model, not a curated record.